Bombyx mori (domestic silkworm) is the source of this 958-nucleotide messenger RNA. RefSeq lists its product as uncharacterized. The coding region runs from base 93 to 584 and encodes 163 amino acids. The record is from RefSeq and is a predicted model, not a curated record. The transcript has 2 exons. Lineage: Eukaryota; Metazoa; Arthropoda; Insecta; Lepidoptera; Bombycidae.
AGAUAAUGUCGCAUAUUUAUAUGAUUAUAAAUUAAUAAAUUUAUUUAUUAUUUAUAUAUUAGUCUUAUAGUGCGCUAGUUUUUUUUUAAAUCAUGAUUCGAUCGAUUUUAUUGUGUUUCGCUGUAUUAUUGGUCGAACGAGCUGACGCGAUGAUACCGGCGUACUCCGUGUCAGCAUUGCGUCUCGCAUUCGACGAGAUCGCGACGGUUUUACCAGUCGCGAACCAGCUCGCCUGCCUCCUGAUACCGUUCCUCAUCAACUUGAUCAACAACCUGAACAACCUCUCGAAUAUAGUGCAGAAUCUGACGCCGGCAAUACUGCCGUAUUUUGGUUGCACUCUGCCGCUGCUUUACGCAACGCUGACGGAUCUGGCGAGCGUCCUCUUCCUGUACAUCAGUGUGUUGAUUUCGCUGUUUCGUUCCAACGUCCUCGCGGCUCCGGGUCUGCUGUUGGGGCUAGUGGUGCAGGUGUUAAACCUGGUGCUGACGCUCUUAAGCGGGCUGACAGACGGAAGCGGCUUGCUCAGUGGCCUGAUAAAGCUAAUAACGUGUGUCGUCGUUGAAUUGGAGAAGCUGUUAUUGUGAUUUCAAAGGACCAUAGAUUGUAAUGCGUUAUUAAUAUAUAUAUACUUAAUAUUAUAAAGAGGAAAGAUUUUUUUUGUUUGUUUGUCUUGAAUAGGCUCCGAAACUACGGAACCGAUUCGAAAAAUUCUUUCGCUGUUUAGAAGCUACAUUAUCCCUGAGUGACAUAGGCUAAAAUCUUUUUUUGAAAAAAUUAGGGUUCCUUACUAAAACUCAAGGUAUAAAAAAAUUACCUAAAAUAUUCUUUAUAUCGCGUGCCCUGCGAAAACUAUUGAUGAUAGAAUAAAAUAAUGUACCAUGACUUUGUAGAACACAUUAUGAUUUACAAAAAGUAUCGCGACAGCAUAUGUCUAACUAUUAUAGUUAUGCCGCAAUAA